ACGUUAUACGUUCAUUUUCCGAUAGUUAUUAGUUAUUUAUCGACUUCGUAAAAAUCCUUUUAAAAUUCACAUCGUGUCAUACUUUGAGGCGUGUUAUUUCAGUCCCUUUGGAACAAUCCCUAGCACAAUCCAGCCUCAGGGUGAUCAGUCUGUUCGUAGGGGCUUUCCGAUGUUGAGUCACUGCCACUUUAUUAUUAUUUUAUUUCGGACCGGUGGUCAUUGAUCUGAUAUUAUGGAAUUGAUGCAAAACAUUUUAAUUUUGUCACUGAUUGCUAUCACCGGAAUCUCCGCAGUUGUCGAAUACGAACCGACUGACUAUUUAUCAGCAGAGAUUGAAGUAGGUGAUCUGGAAUUGCAAGAUGCCUGCACGUCCAUAUCCAAUGGUCGAAAAAUUGCACUACUUAAUAACACUUAUGAAAAUAAGAUUAAAGCUGAAGAAUCGUACGGCAACAUACUUAAAUCUAUAGCAGAAACGUUGAAGGGUUUCUCGGAAAUCCCCAUUGAUUACGAACGGUACAACAUACUGUAUACAACACCGGGAGAUCCGUUAUUGCCAGAAAAAGAGUACAAACAGUUAGUGGAGUUUGAGAAUGAAAAUGAAGAAAUUAAAACUUCCAUGAAAAUCCCAUGUGUUGAAGAAGUUGAUGGAUGUCCUUUGAGUGUUGGAGAGUAUGAAACUAUUUUGGAGGAGUCAAGGGAUCUAGAUCGUGUAAAUCUGACCUGGAGCCGGUGGCAGAAUGGAUUCGAAACUACAAAAACAAAAUACCCUGCAAUUUUGCAAUUAGUUAACACCGCUGCUAAUCUGAAUGAACUUGGUUCUGCAAGAUCCUAUUGGGAAAUGCUUCUGGAGUACGAAGAUGCUUAUUCUAAAGCUGAGUCGUUUUGGGAUGAGAUUAAACCGCUUUAUAUGAAGCUGCAUAAUUUCGUAAAAGUUCGGUUAGAAAAUAAAUAUAAGUUAACACUAGGUUCAGAACUUCCGGUAUAUUUAUUGGGUACAAAUUUUGGAAAUGACUGGAGUAGUUUGGCUGAUUUAGUUUUACCCCAUCCUCAGAUACAUUAUGAUGCAGAAUUUUAUUUAGGAAAUAAGGAUUUGAGACACGUGUAUCAACUCGCCGAGAACUUGACAAAACAAAUGUCCCUUGGAGGUUUUGGGAAGAAGUUCUGGUCGAAAAGUUCUUUUAACACUGCAGCUUGUGAGCAUAAAGUGUUUACUUACUGCUCAGAAAAAUACUCCGAAUUAUAUGAUUGCAACAAGACUAGCUGGUCCACUUAUUUAGACGCACAUGAAACUGCAUUAAAAAUCGCCUUGACCAACAAGGAUUUUUAUUCAUUUACUUCCAUUAAUCUGCGAGUUCCCGUGAUAAAUGAAAUUGUCCAAAAUCUGGGACCCAUUUUAGCAGUUGAAAACCUUCCUCACCACAAAAUUUUGGAUUCUGACAUUUUUAAAAUGGAUGUAUACAAUAAUACGGAGAAAAAGGCGGCUCUGUUAUUGGUGGCCUUGAAAGUUUUGCCCAAAUUGCCGUACUAUUUGGUAGCAGAUAAAUGGAGGUUGCAGCAAUUAGAAACACCAAGCGAAGAUGUUGCUGGAAGUUGGUGGAAAUUAAGGCAAGAAAUUCAGGGAGUUUCAGGAAAUACGAAUCAAGAGAGUGAUUUUUUGGGCGAUUCUUACAUUAACUCCAAUAGACCUGAAAUAGGAAAAUUCUUUGGAACCAUAUUCAGUUUUCAAUUAUUAAAUCAUUAUAGAUCUAUUAUGACUGAUCCUACUUCGAAUAUUGCCUUGAAAAUUGGAGAAGAUAUAACCUUUUCUGAUAUGAUUAAGGAAAGAUCCACAACAGACUGGGUAUAUUUAAUAUCAUACUUGAACUUAGACUUAUCAACUAGUGCCUUAUUGGAAUAUUUCAAACCAUUGGAAGAAUAUCUGGAUUCUGCGCCCUUGGAGCAGGAAAAGUUGAUCUAUAGAACGACUACAACUACUACCACCACCACGACAACAACCACAACCACAAGUAAACCACCGAUUGAAAAACGUGUGAUAGUAAAAAAAGAAAAUCUUAAAGAAUUUCCGCAAGGAGAUGCUCCUAAAGUGAUCGAAAGUUCAAAUCGCCAGGAGGAGUCGCCACCUGCAGUUUCGAACGUCGGAGUUUUUAUUACAGUUGGUGUUAUUGCAGGGUUAUGUGUUAUAUUUGCAAUUGGGGUUGUUGUUAGGAAAAAAUUACGUAAACCUAGGACGAAUAAUCGACGUUUUGAAGCGUAAUAAGAAAAAGCCAGUAUUGGCAAAUUUACCGACAUACCCAGUUCCGCCAAAUGUAAUUUAUUAUUUUAGAAUAUGAUUAAGUGUUAUGUUAUGGUGGAUGUUGUUAUAGUUGUAGUAUUACAUUACACAUGAUUUCUUUAAGGUACGAUUGGUCACAGAUGGUUAGUGGGACCUUACAGACAAUCCUUACUUGCACUGCAAAGCACUGAGUAUCAAAAGUAAGAGGGAAAUAAAAACCUGACAGUGUGUUUUAUUCCCUAGCUGUACUAGUAGUAGUACUACUCAGCACUGCAAGCAACCCAGAAUACGAUUCGUAACUGCCACCGACCGUACUCACGCAACAUUGAUGAAUGACAAAAAACGUUUACAUGUUUUGUAAGCAUUUGAUAGAAGACUGUUUGAUUAAGUUUUCAUUUGUAAAUAGCUAUAUUUAUUUAUUGGUUUUGUGAUAGUUUUUUAAAUUGUUUAAUGUACAUAUUAAUUACUAGUCAAAUACACAUAUUUUUAUGAAA
Messenger RNA from Aethina tumida (small hive beetle), 2766 nucleotides. RefSeq names its product angiotensin-converting enzyme. Bases 233 to 2254 code for a protein of 673 amino acids. The record is from RefSeq and is a predicted model, not a curated record. Gene Ontology annotation, molecular function: metallopeptidase activity; peptidyl-dipeptidase activity. Gene Ontology annotation, biological process: proteolysis. Gene Ontology annotation, cellular component: plasma membrane. NCBI's taxonomy places the organism in Eukaryota, Metazoa, Arthropoda, Insecta, Coleoptera, Nitidulidae. The transcript has 11 exons.